AAUGAAUGAACGGCAGAGGAGGAAAAGGGGGGACGGGAAACUGGACGCUUUGGGAUUGGCUGCUAUUGGUUGACGUCACUUCCGCCGUGACGCGAUGCACCCAUUCACAAAAAAAAAAAAGAGAAACAAUCCUGAGAAGCAACAACAUUCGGAGAGGGAGAGGAGAGAGAGAGAAAGAGGAGAACGGAAUGAGUGUGAAGAGCAGUGCGGUUACAAUGCGGGGAUAGUAGAAGAGAACAGAAGCGCAAAGGAGCCAACGUUCGCAGGGCGGUGUGGGCACAGCGAGACCGACGGACGGACAGAGGAGAUAACCGACAGCGAAGCCCACCACACAGCCUGAAACAACGCGCGAUGGAGGACCUGGGCGAGAUGGACUGUCCCGUGGUGAAGCGGUUCUUAAAGGACGACAACGCCAAGUGCCUGCUGCUGGACUGCCGCUCCUUCCUCGCCUUCAACGCGGGGCACAUCCGCGGGGCCGUCAACGCCCGCUGCUACACCAUCGUCCGCCGCCGGACAAAGGGCUCCGUGCUCAGCCUGGACCAGAUACUGGCCGGGGACGAGGAGGUCCGGAGCCGCCUCCGCUUCGGGAUGUACUCCGCCGUGGUGCUGUACGACGAGAGAACGCCGGACUCCGAGGCGGUGAAGGAGGACAGCACGCUGACUCUAGUGCUCAACGCGGUGUGCAGUUACUCCCCCGGCACUCAGAUAUACCUGCUCAAAGGUGGAUACGACAGGUUUUUCUCAGAAUACCCCGAGUUUUGUAUAAAAAACAAAUCCUUGCCGACUCUCACCAGCCAGUCCAGCAUCGACUCUGCCUGCUCGUCUUGUGGGACGCCACACCACGAACAGGGCGGCCCAGUUGAGAUCCUCCCGUUCCUCUACCUUGGCAGCGCCCUCCACGCCUCAAAGAAAGAGGUUUUGGACGGCAUAGGAAUCUCCGCCUUGCUGAACGUGUCUGCCGACUGUCCCAAUCACUUCGAGGGGGCGUACCAGUACAAAUGUAUACCCGUGGAGGACAACCAUAAAGAAGACAUCAGCUGCUGGUUCCUGGAGGCUAUUGAGUUCAUAGAUUCGGUACGGGACUCCGGUGGGCGAGUGCUGGUCCAUUGCAAAGCGGGCAUCUCUCGCUCCGCCACCAUCUGCCUGGCCUACCUGAUGAAGAGGAAGCGAGUGCGUCUGGACGAAGCGUUCGAGUUUGUGCGCCGGCGUCGCAGCAUCAUCUCCCCCAAUUUCAGCUUCAUGGGCCAGCUGCUGCAGUUUGAGUCGCAGCUCCUCGCCACCUCGUGGGCUGCCGAAGCGGCCUCCAUAGCGAGCCCGCUGCUCGGGCCCAAGUCGUCCACGACGACAACCACGUCGGCGACGGCCACGCCCACCUCUCCGUUCAUUUUCAACUUCCCAGUUUCUGUGGUGAACCCCGCCUACCUGCACCACAGCCCGCUCGCGGCCUCCCCCGGCUGCUGAUGGAUGGCCAAACACAGCCUUGCCCAAGGUAACCAACUCAGAAAAAGACUGGGCUGCCAUUGGCUGGAGGAGCUGUCAGUGACAGUAUGUACACAUGCUUCCAGAAGGCGGGGAGGUGCGAAACGUCAUGGUGCCUGAGUGAAAACUCAUAGACUGA
Messenger RNA from Etheostoma spectabile (orangethroat darter), 1618 nucleotides. RefSeq names its product dual specificity phosphatase 4 (gene dusp4). The record is from RefSeq and is a predicted model, not a curated record. NCBI's taxonomy places the organism in Eukaryota, Metazoa, Chordata, Actinopteri, Perciformes, Percidae. Gene Ontology annotation, biological process: protein dephosphorylation; negative regulation of MAPK cascade; endoderm formation. Gene Ontology annotation, molecular function: MAP kinase tyrosine/serine/threonine phosphatase activity. Gene Ontology annotation, cellular component: cytoplasm; nucleus.